AUGGUUGAAUAUACUCCAGGAUGGCGGGACCCUAAUGAAAACACCAUGUCAACUCCAAUAUUCACCAACAACGACAACAACAACGACACUCUCAUCGCAGACACCACGACCAUCGCCCCAGCAGGAUUCUACUACCAUACCCAAGACGACGACGACAACGACUCCGCCCUAGGCGACGACAAAGCCAGCUCCACCACCUCCCUCAACGACAGCAUCUUCAACUACCAAUACGAAAAUGGGCGCCGCUACCACGCCUUUCGCGCCGGUUCCUACCCACUACCAAACGACGAACUAGAGCAAGACCGCAUGGACAUGCAACACCACAUUUACUUGUUGAUGUUCGGCGGCGAAUUAUAUCGUGCCCCCUUACCACCUAAAAUCAACAAAGCGUUGGAUAUCGGCUGCGGCACGGGACUGUGGGCAAUCGACUUCGCAGAUGCGCGACCAGAUACGCAGGUCAUCGCCACAGACCUGUCAUAUAUUCAACCAACCUGGGUGCCGCCGAAUCUGAGGUUCGAGAUUGACGACGCAGAAUCAGACUGGAGUUAUAAUCAGCUGUCGACCGACGACGGACAGAAAUUCGAUUAUAUUCACAUCAGGAGUAUGGCGGGCAGUAUAGCCGACUGGCCUCGACUUCUGUCUAGGGCAUACAACAACCUCGCCCCGGGAGGCUGGAUUGAGCUAACCGAAUUCGAGACCUGGGCAUCGACCGAUGACAACAGCCUACCAACCAACUCGGCCUAUCACGAAUACCAAGUAGCGCUAUGCGAAGCAGCGGCGUCGUUCGGUAAGGAAAUGAAUAUUGCGCCACACAUAUACCGUCUUGUAUGCGAUGCAGGGUUUGCGAAUGUGCGUGAAGAUGUGCAAAAAUGCCCCUUGUCUCCCUGGCCGAGGGAUAGACGUCUCAAGGAGCUGGCGAUGUAUAUGAAUCUGCAGAUGAUGGAGUCGAUUGAGCCGUAUGGAUUGGCGCUGUUUUCGAGGGUGCUCAAAUGGGAUACCCCCAGGAUAUAUACGCUGCUCGAUGGGGUGCGGAAGGAUUUGAGGAAUUUGAAUUAUCAUAUGUACUCGAGGGUGUAUGUCUCUCUCUCUCUCUCCCUCUUUGCUCUUGGAUAA
Talaromyces amestolkiae is the source of this 1113-nucleotide messenger RNA. RefSeq lists its product as uncharacterized. Bases 1 to 1113 code for a protein of 370 amino acids. The record is from RefSeq and is a predicted model, not a curated record. The transcript has a single exon. Gene Ontology annotation, molecular function: methyltransferase activity. Lineage: Eukaryota; Fungi; Ascomycota; Eurotiomycetes; Eurotiales; Trichocomaceae.